UGUACGCACAGGCGCGCCAACAAAACCGACAGCAGCAAUACACAGUUGCUUUUAUUCAACUUUUGACUUUUUGCUGGUGAAGUUUUGAUAGAUAUAUACGCUAAGUUAACAAAACAAUCAACCGAAACUAAAUCGACACAAAAAACGAUAUUCAAAAUUGAAGUGAAAACAAAAGCCAAAUCAACAGUGAUUUUUAGUUAGUUUUCUAUUGUGUCAAAUAAUUGUUUUGAAUAAGAAAGAACCAAACGUAUUCUUAUUCAGUUUUCGAUUGACAUUCGAGUUUAAAAUCGGUUGUGAAUCCUUCAACAGCAAUAGAAAAGAACAUUUAUUUGGUAUUAUUUGAUUGUGAAUCUCAUACAACAUAAGAAAUACACACACUCAUAAUCAUGGCGGCCGUUGAUGUUGAGCAAAUAUCAAAACUUGAUCUAACACCGCGAACAUUGAAAUUGGCUGGACAUGUUGGAUUCGAUAGUUUACCAGAUCAAUUGGUAAAUAAGAGCGUUCAAAAUGGAUUUGUGUUCAAUAUCAUGUGCAUUGGUGAAACUGGUUUAGGUAAGUCAACAUUGAUGGAUACAUUGUUCAAUACCAGUUUCGAAUCAACACCAAGUCCUCAUACGUUGCCAAAUGUAAAAUUAAAAUCGCAUACAUAUGAAUUGCAAGAGAGCAGUGUACGAUUAAAAUUGACGAUUUGCGAUACGGUCGGAUAUGGCGAUCAAAUUAACAAAGAUGAUUCGUUCAAAGCCGUUGUCGACUACAUUGAUGCACAAUUUGAAUCGUAUUUGCAAGAAGAAUUGAAAAUAAAACGUGCACUAUCCACAUGUCAUGACAGUCGAAUUCAUGUGUGCUUGUAUUUUAUAUGUCCAACGGGUCAUGGUCUAAAAUCACUUGAUUUGGUGUGCAUGAAAAAGCUCGAUACCAAAGUAAAUAUCAUACCGAUCAUUGCAAAGGCUGACACAAUUUCAAAGACCGAAUUGCAACGUUUUAAAUCGAAAAUCAUUCAAGAGCUAUCAGCGAAUGGUGUUCAUAUUUAUCAAUUUCCCACGGACGAUGAAUCGGUAUCGGAGGUGAACACAUCGAUGAACAGCCAUGUUCCAUUUGCCGUUGUCGGCAGCACCGACUUUGUUCGCAUGGGCAAUAAAACUGUUCGCGCACGCCAAUACCCAUGGGGUACAGUCCAAGUUGAAAAUGAGAAUCAUUGCGAUUUUGUGAAAUUACGCGAAAUGCUCAUCCGCACGAAUAUGGAGGAUAUGCGCGAAAAGACCCAUACCAGACACUAUGAAUUGUAUCGUCAAAAACGUCUCGAACAAAUGGGAUUCACAGACGUAGACAGCGAUAAUAAACCAGUAUCAUUUCAGCAAACAUUCGAAGCAAAACGUUCGAAUCAUUUGGCUGAAUUACAAAGUAAAGAAGAUGAAAUGCGACAAAUGUUUGUUCUUCGUGUCAAAGAGAAAGAAGCUGAACUGAAAGAAAGUGAAAAGGAUUUGCAUGCCAAAUUCGAUAAAUUGAAAAAGGAUCAUGCAGAAGAGAAACGAAAACUCGAAGAGGCACGAAAAAAAUUGGAAGAAGAAUUUUUGGAAUUUAAUCGCCGCAAGACACAGAUGACUGCUUCCCAUCACACGCUUACGCUUGGCAAAAAGAACAAAAAAUAAACAACACUUUAUUCAUCCUACAUCGACAUCAUACAACAACAACAAAAACGAAGAAUCGAAUUACUAUAGCAACAGAAACUGCAACAACAGCAAUUACAAACAAGUUACAUUUACUAUUUUGAUCGUACGCAAUCACGUUAACAAAUUUCAUAUAUGAUUUAAGCAAAUUUAUUUUAUUUUAAAGUUGUAAUAUUUAUGAAGAGUUCAUGUAUGAAAAGAAACUAGUUUUUUAAGA
Messenger RNA from Contarinia nasturtii (swede midge), 1884 nucleotides. It is a transcript of the gene Septin2, whose product is annotated as septin-2. Gene Ontology annotation, molecular function: GTPase activity; molecular adaptor activity; GTP binding. Lineage: Eukaryota; Metazoa; Arthropoda; Insecta; Diptera; Cecidomyiidae. Gene Ontology annotation, biological process: cytoskeleton-dependent cytokinesis. Gene Ontology annotation, cellular component: microtubule cytoskeleton; septin ring; cell division site. The transcript is spliced from 6 exons. Bases 387 to 1649 code for a protein of 420 amino acids. The record is from RefSeq and is a predicted model, not a curated record.